This is a messenger RNA of Saccostrea echinata, 883 nucleotides long. RefSeq names its product transmembrane protein 216-like. The transcript has 6 exons. The record is from RefSeq and is a predicted model, not a curated record. Gene Ontology annotation, biological process: non-motile cilium assembly. Gene Ontology annotation, cellular component: ciliary transition zone. Bases 23 to 481 code for a protein of 152 amino acids. Lineage: Eukaryota; Metazoa; Mollusca; Bivalvia; Ostreida; Ostreidae.
CGGAAACAGAAUUUGUUUCAAUAUGGCGACUACGGGACAGCCACAGCGCCAAAACAAAGGCAGAGUACAGACUGUUAGAUCAUCACUGCCCUACCAGGUUCUCCUCUACCUUAAUGGAUGGUACUUUGCAUUCUUCUUUCUGUGUGAAAUUCUUAUUUAUGUUUACAAAGGCGAGACCUUACCCUACGCAGACAAUGUGUUACCAGCAGAGGUGAUUUUGGUCUUCAUUUUAGCAGGAAUAGAGGCCUUAAGAAUAUUUUUUGCUCAAAAAGGAAACUUGACAGAGAGGAUUGUGGGAGUUAUAAUCUCGAUAUUACUGAGUAUCCCAGCAGUACUAGGGGCACUAUAUCUCAUCUUAUGGCAGACUUACGUGUUACGAGUGGAUGUCAUCCUCGCCGCUAUUCAGGCCGCAUUUAUAGGACUGGAACUCAUUUUUGGAAUCAUCAGCAUGAUCACAUUUGCUAGAGCUACACCGUAUUAAAUGACUGUUAUGCAAAUACCAUUCUCUGUGAGGUUGUGGAAAAGAAGGAUCUGUCAGAAAGGAUACUUUCAGUUCUUCAUUAGUUCGAGAUCACACCUAACUUGUUUGAUUAAAUACAUGUGCUUUAGAUAUAUUCAUGUGCAAGAAACAGUACAAUAAUUAAUUAAAGAGACAAAUACAUUUGUAUGAAAGGGAGAGCUUAAGUUUUUAUCGGAGAAAUGAGAUACAAUAUGAUGAACUUGUGCAAAUUUUAUUUAUAAGAGUUGUUUUUGUGCUUUUAAGACAAACAUCGGGUAUCUCAGUCUAGUGUUUUACCUUAAUGUUAUAUUUUGUGAUAUAUUUUUGUAUGGAAGAAAUGUCUGUAUGUGUAAUAUUAUAUAAUAAACAAUAGUGUAUUUUCAA